UUACGAACGACCUGUUUAUAUCCCCCCAAUCAAGUGGAAAUGAUGCAUGACAGGUAGUCAAGGCAACAGAUGGAUUUCUCUGAGGCUUACUCGGACACCUGCUCCACGGUUGGGUUAGCAGCCAGGCUGGGGGACCUGGUAAACCUACAAAACUUAAUCUGGCAAGGGAAGCCUUAUGAUGUUCGCGAUAACAGAGGAUGGACAGCUGUCCACGAGGCAGCUUAUGCUGGAAAUUCUGGUUGUUUGGAGUUUUUACUUCGACAGGAGGACACAGAUGUGAACUGGAAGACAUUUGAAGGAGAGACCGCCUUGCUAUUGGCAGCCAGGGCUGGACAUCUUCAGUGUACAAGAUUGCUGGUAAAAAGUGGGGCAGAAGUCAACAGUCCAACCAAUGAAAUGUAUACUCCUCUGUGGGAAGCUGUGGGUGCUGACAGUGUGAGCUGUGCUAAAUGUCUGCUGCGUCAUGGGGCUGAUGUCAACAGACAGGUCUUCACUGGGUACUCUCCACUUCAUUUAGCUGCAGAGAAAGGACACAGGACAUUAGUGGCAGUCCUGCUGGAUCAGGGGGCUUACUUAGACUUGGAGGCAGAUCACAAGUUGACACCAAUCUUCUUGGCCGCACAGUUUGGACACCUGGAGUGCCUUGAAAUUCUGCUGAAAUGUGCGAAAGAGCGAGGUCAGCUGGAGGCUGUGAACAAGACGACCACAGACAAUGCCACUCCCAUUUUGAUAGCCGCCCAGGAGGGAAACGAGGAGUGUAUAAAAAUGUUGCUGGCACACAAUGCCAAUCCAAACAUUCCAGUGACGGAUCACAUGGGGGUGGCAGCACACUUCACAAUCUAUAAAGAGCACCCAAGAUGCCUGAAACUACUGCUUCCUGUGACUGACAAAGACUAUUUGUAUAAAAAUGUGAGCAAGAACAUGCAUCCACUGAUUAUGGCCACCCAGGCAUCCACAACUAAGUGCUUGGAGAUUCUGAUAGAAAAUGGAAUGGACAUCACUGCAAAGCUUCCCCUGGGAGUAUUUGCACAUUCCAACCCUCUAUUCACUACCCUACAGUACAGUACAAAUGUCUCCAUUCUGUGUCAUGUGGCGUUACACUGGUCCCUCACUGGUGUUCAAUACCUACUUAAUAAAGGACUCUCCUGCAAUGCCCAGACGCCAGACGAGUUACCUCCCCUGUUGAUGAGUCUGGCCUCGGAUAACACAGACUUAUUUACUUUGCUUCUAAAAUACGGAGCCAACCCCAAUAUUUAUCAUUCCUUGGCCAAUGGGAAUGUUACUACGCUGAUGGCUAUAGAGAGGGAUUUAAAGACUCUGCUGACGGUCACUUCAAAUGAUGGAGUGACACGGGAGGUUUACGGAAAAUAUCUGUGCAAGCUUAUCUUAUCUAAGACAGACUUAGUGUCGUGUAUCAGGGAUAUUGACAGGGACCAAGAGGUGUUCAAAUAUAACCUAUACCAGGUGUUGAACAAGUGCACUAUGACUGUGACAUUGUGGCCCGUGCUGACACUGCUGUUCAGCUUCUGUAGCAAUCUGUCCAUAGGUCAGGAGUUCAAGAAACACGUCUAUAAUGAGGAAGUCGUCUCACACUUUAAUACCAUCGAAAACUCAACCCAGUCCUUGGCCCAUGCCUGCCGACGUUGCAUCGUGAUCGAUCUUGCCCUGAGGAAAAGGUACCAAGAAAACAGCAUACGCUCUCUCCCAAUUCCUGCCCUUCUUCAGGAUUAUCUCCUCUUCCAGGAUUAUGGACCAAAGACCAGUACAAUUAUCAGAAUGCAGAGAUGGACGAUUCAUCUGGAGGGUGGGCCCCGUCGUGUCAAUCAUGCUGCUGUUGCCAUUGGUGACAAAAUUUACAGUUUUGGGGGUUAUUGUACGGGGGAGGAUUAUGAAACCACUCGACCCAUGGAUAUUCAUGUCCUUGAUACAAUAUCUUUACGUUGGACACUGAUCCCCCCUGCUGCAGACCAGGAGAAUGUUCCUUACCAGCGGUACGGUCACACCUGUGUGGGGUACAUGGAUAGUGCUUAUAUCUGGGGAGGCAGGAACGACAAGGACGGGGCCUGUAACAUCCUGUACGCAUUUGACAGUGUAACCUUGAAGUGGUCAAAGCCAGAGGUGAAAGGGGACAUUCCCAAUGCUAGAGAUGGUCAUUCAGCAUGUGUUAUUGGGAAUAAGAUGUUCAUAUUUGGUGGAUAUGAAGAAGAGGUGGACCGUUUUUCAAAUGAAAUCCAUUGUUUACGAAUGAGUACAUUCACCUGGGAACCUAUAAAUGCAAAGGGACCCCCAGCACGCUGGAGAGACUUCCAUACGGCGACUGGGUUAGGAAAUCUGAUGUAUGUGUUUGGAGGUCGAAGUGAUUAUGGUGGAGAAAUCUUCACCAAUCAUGAAAUAUAUUGCAAUAAAAUACAAGUCUUUGACACAUCGACUUCACUGUGGGUAGAACCCGUGACGUAUGGGAUACAGCCAAUCGGGAGGAGGAGUCACUCAGCAUUUGUGUAUAAAGGAAACCUGUAUAUAUUUGGUGGUUAUAAUGGUCUUCAUGAUCUGCAUUUCCGAGACAUCUUUAGAUUUGAUCCAGUUCGAAUGCAGUGGUCAAUAAUUAAGGUUAAAGGUCAAGGUCCCUCUGCAAGAAGAAGACAAUGCUGUUGUGUGAUAGGAGACCAGGUGUAUUUAUUUGGAGGAACAAGUCCUGCCACUACGGGGGGAAGUACUGACUUUACUGAGAGUGACCUCAUAGACCAUUCAGACCUCCACGUUCUAGAUUUCUCACCAUCAUUAUCAACUCUAUGUAAACUCUGUAUAUUAGAAAACAAAAUAGAUGCGACAGCCCUGCCUAAAUUUAUCAGGUAA
This is a messenger RNA of Ostrea edulis (European flat oyster), 2853 nucleotides long. Its product is annotated as ankyrin repeat and SOCS box protein 3-like. Lineage: Eukaryota; Metazoa; Mollusca; Bivalvia; Ostreida; Ostreidae. Gene Ontology annotation, biological process: intracellular signal transduction. Gene Ontology annotation, molecular function: protein binding; chromatin binding. The transcript has 17 exons. The record is from RefSeq and is a predicted model, not a curated record. Gene Ontology annotation, cellular component: cytoplasm. The coding region runs from base 70 to 2853 and encodes 927 amino acids.